AUGUCCCAAGAAACGGUAAAAGUUAUAAUUGCCGGAGCUGGAAUUGCUGGCCUCUCCGUAGCCGUCGCAUUAAGACGUCUUCCGUAUAUUGAGAUUGAAUUGUUUGAACAAGCGACCGAGCUUCGAGAAAUUGGCGCCAGCAUUGCCAUAAGCCCCAAUGGCCUUCGCUCACUCGAGAAGCUCGGUGUAUUAAAUGCUCUCGACGAAGAUGUUGCUUUUCGUGGUCCUUCUGCUAUUCCUAUGAUUUACAGACAUUGGAAGACAAAUGAGGUUAUACACCAGGACUACUUCGCUGACGUUACUGUCCGUCGCCACGAAACAGCAAGAUUCCAUCGUGGACAUUUGCAUGCAGCACUACUGGAACAUGUCCCCUCGGAUCGCAUUCAUCUUAGCAAAACGGUGGUUUCCGUGGAAGCAUCUCACGACAAAGUAACACUUCACUUUGCGGACGGAACUUCCGCACAAGGCGAUAUUUUGAUUGGCGCGGAUGGAAUCCAUUCGGCAUAUGUUGUGCGACAAUUCAGGUUCGUGGAGCUUACUAGGUUGAAACAGUGGGGACCAAAGGAGAACUUUUUCGCCUCUCGACUUGGGAAGAACCAGUAUACCACUGUCGGCAAUUUCGAGUUACCGGUAAACACGGGCGGUAGGACCAGGAAUGUACAAUGGAAUGACGAGGAAAAUGUUGAGAUACUACGACAGCGCUACAAGGACUGGAAUCCCUUGGUCAAAGCCUUAGUGGAUGCAACGCCCUACACGCGCAUUUAUCCGAAUCACGCUGGCGAGCCUCUCUCAAAUUGGGUGCUUGACUCACGAGUGACCUUGGUCGGUGAUGCAGCGCAUACUCACGGGGGUGCCUUUGCCGCGGGAGGCUCGCUAGCCAUUGACGACGCUUAUGCACUAUUUCUUGCCUUUCGACAUGUUUUGGGCUCGUUCCGAGUUCAGAAGCCAAGGGCAUAUGAGGUCAGAGAUGCGCUCGCCUUGUACGAUGAGACGCGGCGUCCGCAUACUGAAAGGCUCUUAAAAAUUGUUCUCAACGGUAUUGGGGCCCAGGCAACAAACAAAGACUCCGACGAGAUUUUAGUAGAAAGAGUUCGGAACAAACCAAACACAACAUGGCUUUCAGAGCACGAUGUGGAGAAAACAUUUCAGCGCGUCUUACAAAACAGAUCUGUGCCUGGGGAUAAUCCGGUAGAGCAGACUACAAUGUUGGUCAUGCACUUAUUACUAUGCUUCUGGGACCAGGAGAGUUAUAUCCUACUCGUUCAGGAUGCCUCGCCCCUAGGAGAGCCAUCCAGCGGGCGAAGACUUUGGUUUCAAAAGGGUCGAAAGUACGAUCCCGACGCAAUUGCAACUCAGCCUUCGGUCUAUGAUAAUCCAAACACCGCACAAGAAUAUCAGCCAGGCGAGGAUUGGGAGAAUUUGCAUCGAUUUGACCCAUCCGCAAGAUGGACUUGGGGCGAGGAAAACCGGGUAAUCCGCAAGAUUGAUACUCGAAUCAUGAUAUUUACCGCUAUCAUGUUCAUGGCUCUAGAGUUGGAUCGAGCAAACCUUCACCAGGCAUUAACAGACAACUUCCUCAAGGACUUGAAUCUCACCACUAAUGACUAUAAUUUGGGGAACACUGUUUUCAAACUCUCUUUCCUCUGCGCGGAACUUCCCUCUCAACUCGUCAGCAAAUGGAUAGGACCGGACAGGUGGAUUCCUACGCAAAUGACCCUUUGGUCGGCGGUUGGUAUGGCUCAAUACGGGCUCAAGGGUCGAUCGUCCUUCCUCGCCUGUCGGGCUCUUCUUGGACUUCUCCAGGGUGGAUUCAUUCCCGAUAUCAUUCUUUAUCUGUCCUAUUUCUAUAAAUCGCAUGAGCUAUCUGUCCGACUUAGCUUUUUCUGGACAGCUUACAACCUGGCUGAUAUCCUCGCCAGCUUUCUAGCGUUCGGGCUAUUGCGCCUACGUGGCGUUCAAGGCCAGGCAGGCUGGCGAUGGCUAUUCCUCCUUGAAGGCCUCAUAACCCUGCUGGUUGGCCUCAUCGCUUUCAUCCUAAUGCCGCCAGGACCUUGUCAAACUGCCAACUGGUCGAGAGGUAAGAAAGGCUGGUUCACUCCACGCGAAGAAACAAUAAUGGUAAACCGCAUCAUCCGCGACGACCCAAGCAAAGGCACAAUGCACAACCGCGAACCCAUAACACCCAAACUCCUCUGGAAAAGUCUCUGCGACUACGACCUCUGGCCCCUCUACGCUCUCGGCCUCACAUGGCUCACUCCCAUGACGCCACCCGGUCAAUAUCUAACACUCACACUACGAGGCAUGGGCUUCAACACAUUCGUUACAAAUCUCCUCACGAUCCCUUACACAUUCGCCCAGAUCCCCACCAUGCUUAUCCUCACAUACCUAUCGGAGAGAUUCGGCCAUAUCAAUAAGUGGGUUGCAUGGGUUAUUUUGACUAUUUUCUUAUCUAUUCCUUCAGCACACCCAAUUCAAGUCGCCUGGAACUCCCGGAACUCGAACACCGUCCGCUCACGCACGGUGUCUGCUGCCGUGUACAAUAUGUGCGUGCAAGCAUCUGGGAUUAUUGCCUCAAAUAUUUACCGGAAAGACGAUGCGCCCCGCUAUAAGAGGGGAAACCGUGUUCUUGUUGGCUUGGUGGUUUCGAAUAUUUUUAUCUAUAUGUUUACCAAGGCGUACUAUGUUUGGCGUAAUGCUAGUCGGGAUAGGAAAUGGGAUGCUAUGUCGGAGGAGGAGAAGAGGGUUUAUUUGGCUACGACUAAGGAUGAGGGAAAUAAGCGGUUGGAUUUUAGGUUUGCACAUUAG
Messenger RNA from Aspergillus caelatus, 2805 nucleotides. RefSeq names its product FAD-dependent monooxygenase/MFS transporter. Gene Ontology annotation, cellular component: membrane. The record is from RefSeq and is a predicted model, not a curated record. Gene Ontology annotation, biological process: transmembrane transport. The transcript has 16 exons. Lineage: Eukaryota; Fungi; Ascomycota; Eurotiomycetes; Eurotiales; Aspergillaceae. Bases 1 to 2805 code for a protein of 934 amino acids. Gene Ontology annotation, molecular function: FAD binding; transmembrane transporter activity.